AGAUAAGAUUUUUUUUCCCACUUAUCAGGAGUGCCCCAAGCCAAAAAAUGGUGGCGGCUGACGUGGCGCUCCUCCGCUUCUCCUCCACCAUUCCUUCUCUUUCUCCGCCGUCUCCUACUCGUCUCCGGUUCACCUUCACCAGACCCAAAUCAUUUACUAGGCAUUCGAAAGUGGUUGCCUCGAUGAGCGAGGACCCGAUUCGCGAAUGGAUCCUCUCAGAAGGAAAGGCAACUCAGAUAAUUGGCACUCGUUCUGUUGGCGGAGGUUGCAUCAAUCGAGCUACUCGUUACGACACUGAUGCUGGCUCAUUCUUCGUCAAAACAAAUAGGAGUGUUGGGCCAUCUAUGUUUGAGGGAGAGGCAUUAGGCCUCAGGGCCAUAUUUGGAAUGUGGUUAGAGUUGACCUUUGUAAAACUCUUUUGCUCGAGCAAAUUAGGUUGGACCUCUGCCGACUGGUGGCUCGUACAUCAUCAUGGAAUUUAUCGAGUUUGGUUCAUCGAGGGGCAAUCAAGAAGGAAGCUUGCUGGAAUGCAUAAGGCAGCAAAAUCUGAAAAGGGUUACGGUUUUGAUGUCGGCAAUACAAUUGGGAGUACACCACAGAUAAACACGUGGACUUCAGAUUGGAUCGAGUUUUACGGUGUGCAUAGGUUGGGCUACCAACUGAAGCUAGCACGCCAACAAUACGGCGAUUCCUUAAUUUACGAAAAAGGACAAAGGCUUGUAAAGAGCAUGGCACCAUUAUUUGAAGGUGCUGUUCUCGAGCCUUGCCUGUUACAUGGAGAUUUGUGGAGUGGGAAUAUAAGCUCCGACAAAAAUGGUGAACCGGUUAUACUUGACCCGGCUUGUUACUAUGGACAUAAUGAGGCAGAGUUUGGAAUGUCAUGGUGUGCCGGAUUCGGAGGAUCAUUCUACGACGCGUAUUUUGAGGUGAUGCCUAAACAAGGUGAAUUUGAGAAAAGGAGGGAUCUUUACAUGCUUUAUCAUUACUUGAAUCACUACAACUUGUUCGGGUCUAGUUACCGCUCUUCGGCCAUGUCCAUAAUCGAUGAUUACUUGAGGAUGUUGAAAGCUUAGAUUGUCUUGUUUUUGUAUGAUAUAUAUAUAUUGCUUUGGUUUUUGGCUUCAAAUGCUAAUCUUUGUCAUUUAUUUUAUUUUAUUUUCAAGUAUGCAAAACUAUUUCAAUGUAAAUUUCUCCUUUCGUGAAAAAAUCUGCAAUUUGCCAAUUUCGCAUAGGCCUUGUAUGUUUGGUAACCAAAUAAGUUAUAAGAUAGCUUAUUUGGUUAGUUUAUAUAAGUUCC
Striga asiatica is the source of this 1297-nucleotide messenger RNA. Lineage: Eukaryota; Viridiplantae; Streptophyta; Magnoliopsida; Lamiales; Orobanchaceae. The record is from the annotation of a GenBank genome assembly.